Molecule: messenger RNA, 2087 nt
Organism: Athalia rosae (coleseed sawfly)
Lineage: Eukaryota; Metazoa; Arthropoda; Insecta; Hymenoptera; Athaliidae
Gene: ais
Product: probable ATP-dependent RNA helicase DDX52
Exons: 12
Coding region: 201-2066 (621 amino acids)
Biological process (GO): maturation of SSU-rRNA
Cellular component (GO): 90S preribosome
Molecular function (GO): RNA helicase activity; nucleic acid binding; ATP binding
Source: RefSeq, a predicted model, not a curated record
CCCGUAGCUGGCUCUCUUUCAAUAUUCUUCAAUCAAAGUUUGUCUUUAGAAAAACGUGCCUGACCAGAAUGCGCCAUAUUCAGAGAAGUCAAUUGGAGUGCAUUAUAUUUCAGUAUAUGGAGGCUUUAUUUUAAGUGCUUGUGAUCCUAUUAUGAGUCCACCAUAGAUCCUAUUUUCGUAAAAACAACGAUCCAUGAAUUAUGGACGCAUACGAUUUAUUCAAGAAGCUCUCUGUCGGAGCAAAAUUUCAUAGAAAACGUUUCAAAAGUGAUUUGAAGAGAUUUAGGUCCGUGGACCAAAUUGACCACAAAGACUUAGUUGAAAUCAAACAAGAACCCAACGACAAUGAGCUUCUUAAUACUCAUGGUAAACGGAAGCUGGAGGCAGAGGGGUGUCAGGAUAACAUAAACACUUUGACUCUUGUGGGAGAUAUUUCAGUUCCUAAAGAUGGGAUUAGGCAUAAAGAGAAGAAGCAAAAAAAACAAUUCACACAAGAAAAGCAGAUGCAACUUGAUAAAGAGAAAAUGAAUCAAUUACGUAAUACUAAUCGCAUAACUGCAGUGGGUCGACACAUUUCUGCACUCAUUGAAGAAUUUGCCCAACUCUCAUCCAGGUAUGGAGUAUCGAGCGAUAUUAUACAGAACAUAAGGAACUGUGGCUAUGUGGAACCAACUCCGAUUCAGAUGCAGGCUAUACCUAUUUUGUUAGAGGGUAAACAAUUAUUAGCCUGUGCACCAACUGGAUCUGGAAAAACUGCCGCAUUUUUGGUGCCAUUAAUCCAUAAAUUAGGUGGGCCAGAAAAGAAGGGAUUUCGAGCUAUUAUCUUGAAUCCGACCAGAGAAUUGGCAAAGCAAACAUACCGCGAGUGUUUGAGACUGGGUGAAGGACGGGGAUUCAGAGUACACAUCAUUAGCAACAUUAAUCAAGCGAUGUCCAAGUAUGGAACGAAAAGUUCUCAACAGUUCGAUAUUCUUAUCACUACACCAAAUAGGCUUGUUCAUUUGUUGAAUCAAGAUCCACCUGCAAUUUCAUUGAAAAACGUUGAAUGGUUGGUGGUAGACGAGGCGGAUAAACUAUUCGAGGAAGGAGUGAGAGGCUUCAGAGAUCAGUUGAAUCAAAUUCAUAAGGCAUGUACCAAUGAGAAUCUACAUUUGGCCAUGUUCAGUGCAACGAACACUCCGUCGGUAACAAAAUGGUGCCGACAUAAUCUCAAAGGCCUCAUCACCGUUACCGUUGGGCAGAGAAAUGCUGCGACAGAACAUGUCACGCAAAAGCUCCUGUUUGUCGGUAGCGAAGGAGGAAAGUUGGUGGCGUUUAGAAAUAUUGUUCAGAAGGGCAUGACCCCACCAGUUUUGGUGUUUGUGCAAAGUAAAGAAAGGGCCCAGGAAUUAUUUAACGAGCUGAUAUACGAUGGCAUCAAUGUCGACGUCAUCCAUGCAGACAGAACACAAACGCAGCGUGAUAAUGUGGUACGAUGCUUUCGCGAAGGAAAUAUCUGGGUGCUGAUAUGUACAGAACUGAUGGGUCGUGGAAUUGACUUUAAGGGCGUCAAUCUUGUCAUAAACUACGAUUUUCCACCAUCGGCGAUUUCCUAUAUCCAUCGCAUAGGACGUACCGGUCGAGCUGGUCUCAAGGGAAAAGCUAUCACAUUUUUUACGCAGGAGGAUACGGUAAACCUGAGAAGUAUUGCCGCCGUAAUGCGUGCUUCUGGAUGUGAUGUACCAGACUACAUGCUCAGUAUGAAGAAACAUAAUAAAAGAGAAAAACGUGAAUUGCAACGAAGAGCCCCUCCAAGAGAUAGGAUAUCUACUAUUCCAACGGAUCCUGUGAGAGAAAAACGACGGAGGCGACUGGAGCGUAGCAUCAAAGGAAAAGAAGGCCAACGUCGAUUAACCGUUACAGGUGAAAAAAAAGAAAGUGACCCCUCGAACUCUGUACUCAACCAACUCAAAAAUAGUGGCAAUCGGAAGAAUGUAAAAUUCGCUAAAACCUCGUUUCCUAGCAAAAAAGAGGUGAUACCUAAGCAAAGUGGAUCGAUUGUACUUGGUAAAGAUAGAAAAAUAUAAAUCAGAGCUGGGUAAGUGACA